Nannizzia gypsea CBS 118893 is the source of this 1773-nucleotide messenger RNA. RefSeq names its product general amino-acid permease GAP1. The record is from RefSeq and is a predicted model, not a curated record. Gene Ontology annotation, molecular function: amino acid transmembrane transporter activity. The coding region runs from base 1 to 1773 and encodes 590 amino acids. The transcript is spliced from 3 exons. Gene Ontology annotation, biological process: amino acid transmembrane transport. Gene Ontology annotation, cellular component: membrane. Lineage: Eukaryota; Fungi; Ascomycota; Eurotiomycetes; Onygenales; Arthrodermataceae.
AUGGCUCGAGACCAGUACGAGUUGAACGAGGCCGACGACGGCAAAUUUGGCAUCUCAGAACAUGCGAACAGCAUCUCACUUGAGGAUGAGCCGCGCAAAAACUCAGUCGCGAGCUUCCGCACUCGCUUUAUUGAUAGCUUUCGACGAGAUCCCAAUGCAUAUUUUUCGCGGCCGGCAAAUGCGGACAGCGGGUUUGAUGCAGAGCAGGCUGCGGCCGCGACGGCCGCUUCGCCUCUCCGACGAGCGCUGAAGUCGAGGCAUCUGCAGAUGAUCGCAAUAGGAGGGUCUAUCGGAACUGGACUGUUUGUCGGCUCUGGCAGGGCGCUGGCCACUGGAGGACCGGCAUCCGUCGUGAUAUCCUUCUGCCUCGUCGGGAUAAUGUUGUACGCUACCAUCCACGCCCUUGGUGAACUCGCCGUGUGCUUCCCCGUUGCCGGAUCCUUCUCUCACUACUCUACUCGCUUCAUCGAUCCGGCCUGGGGUUUUGCCAUGGGAUGGAAUUACGCUAUCAUGUGGCUGACCCUGCUUCCACUCGAAAUUGUCUCUGCUGCGAUCACGGUCGGAUACUGGAAGUCGAGCGUGUCUCCUGCGGUCUGGGUCGCCAUAUUUUACCUCCUCAUUGUUUGCAUCAACAUGUUUGGAGUCAGAGGCUACGGUGAGGCGGAGUUUAUCUUCUCUAUCAUAAAGGUCGUUGCGGUUAUCGGCUUUAUAAUCCUUGGAAUCACGAUCAACUGCGGCGGUGGUCCGAAUGGAGAGUACAUCGGAGGAAAAUUCUGGAGGGAUCCCGGUGCGUUUAACAACGGAUUCAAGGGCCUCUGCAGCGUCUUUGUCACUGCAGCCUUUACUUUUGGCGGAGGAGAGCUGGUUGGUCUGGCUGCCGCAGAGACCAGCAACCCUCGCAAGUCAAUCCCGACAGCCGUCAAGCAGGUCUUCUGGCGUAUUGUGCUGUUCUACAUGGUCUCCAUGACGAUCGUCGGCCUGCUGGUGCCGUAUACCGAUGGGAGAUUGCUGAAUGGAAGCGCCAGCGCCGACGUCAAGGCCUCUCCCUUUGUCAUUGCCAUCCAGGACGCUGGCAUCAUUGGCCUUGACUCUGUCAUGAACGUGGUCAUCAUGAUCUCUGUCCUAUCAGUAGGCAACGCAGCGAUCUACGGCUCUUCGCGAACACUGGCUGCCUUGGCCGAGCAACGCCAGGCUCCUCGAUUCCUCUCCUAUAUCGACCGCAAGGGCCGGCCGCUGCUCGCCAUCGCCGCUGCUUCAACAUGCGGGCUGUUUGGGUUCCUGGCUGCGUCGGACAAGCAGCAGGAUGCCUUCACCUGGAUGUUGGCCAUCUCGGGCCUCUCGUCCGUCUUCACCUGGGGCUCCAUCUGCCUGGCCCAUAUCCGCUUCCGCCAGGGCCUCAAAGCCCAGGGCCACAGCGUCGACGACCUCCCCUUCCAGGCGCAGGGAGGCGUGAUCGGCUCCUGCAUCGGCUUCGCGAUCAACUGCAUCGUGCUUAUUGCUCAGUUCUGGACCGGGUUCGCACCCAUUGGCUACGCCGAGCUCUCCGCCGCCGGACGAGUCAAGAACUGGUUCUCGACUUACCUCGCUGCACCCGUUGUGAUAACAUUCUACAUCACCUACAAGCUAUGGCAUCGCACGUCGUUUGUCAGAGCCAAGGACAUGGACCUGGUAACCGGUCGCCGUGACCUCAACCUCGCCCAUCUGAUAGCGGAGGAGCGAGCCGAGAGACUGUCCUGGCCGACGUGGAAGAAGGUCUACAAGUUUUUCUGCUGA